Molecule: messenger RNA, 6518 nt
Organism: Papilio polytes (common Mormon)
Lineage: Eukaryota; Metazoa; Arthropoda; Insecta; Lepidoptera; Papilionidae
Exons: 7
Coding region: 122-6511 (2129 amino acids)
Source: RefSeq, a predicted model, not a curated record
AUUAGUGACAAUGCAAAUCGAUCAAUGAUAAAUUAUAGUAAUAAACAAUAAAAAUGAUAAAAAAAUUAUAAGUUAUUUCAGAAAUGUAGGCUUAAACGGAGCCCACGUGGUUCAGCUACCAAUGCCUGGACCACCAGACGUAUGCUGUGGCAACACUACCAGCUGGAUCGGAGUAUGUACCAUACUCUUGCUCACCACAACGACCGUGAUCACCGGAUAUGUUCUAAGAAAACGGAGAUCAUCCAUAUUGAAGAGCCAGCGUCCGCCACGUACGCCACUGACGGAGCUGGAACUCAAUGUGGCCACACCACCCGACACCACCAAAAGCCGACGCGUCAGUUUCUCUCGGCGCACCGGCGUAGCAGAGUUUAUAACUGAUGAGGCAACAAACACAUGGAAAACUAUAUAUGUAGAGCAAAAUAAAUCAAUGGAAUCCUCUUUAAAUGACUCUGCAAAGAAUCCACCGAAACAAACAGUAGGACAUUUGGGCAAGAGGAUAUUUGAACAGCAGUUCCAAGAAGAAGAAUUUUACAACCUUGGUAAUAUUAUAACCUCCAACAAUCCUAUAGCACAGGAAUUAAACAUGUCUUUACGAGGAAAUCUAACUCAACAAUUUGCUGCCCUAGAGAGAGAUUUGGAUGACAGAAAUCUUGCAGCUCCUCAAACUAAUUUUGAACUAAGUUCCCUCACAGACCAUAAGAGUAAGAUCUUUGUGGAUGAUCUGACAAAUCCAACGCUGGGAGAAAUGUCUAACAAAAUCAAUAUUAAUUUCUCAUCUCUAGAACCUGUCGGCGCUGCUCAAGAUAAGUGUUACGAUUUAGAUGAAAUAGAAAAAGAUUUAUUAAUACCACGAUCUAAUUCUAGUCAACGACCUUUUGGUACAAUGACUAAUGUUUCAGAACAAAUUGAAUUUGAUAUCAAUAUGAAACCUGUUGUGAUGAACGACGAGUUUGACAUGUCAAUAACUGAUACUGUUCGCAAUCCACAAGUUGAAGAGGUAUUACAUAAUUACCAGACCAAAAAUGAAAAGAAACUAGACAUAGACAACGAUUGGACAUUAGAUAAAGAGAAUAUAGUUAUGAAUCCCUAUGUAGCACCAAAAGAAAGCAUCAAUUUUGCUAUUAAUGAAGAACCCCAGCAACUAUUAGUGUUUGAUGGAAAAAGAUUAACAUUACAAUCUGAACAUAAAAAUCCCUUUGAAGAAAAUGAAAAAGAAAAAGAUUUCAACAAAACUUUAUUACCUAAUGAUAUACCAGAUCGACCUCAACAAAGAAAAACGAUAGUUCUGAAUUUGAAUGAUGAUCUUCCCAAUUUUAUCGACGUGCCAGCUGCACCCGGUGUGUCCACAGCUGGGAAAAAUAUUACCACCAAUAAUGAACACCAAAAAAGAAAUAAAGAAAUCGACUUUUCCACCAUCAAUGUGAUAUCUAACAAAACAGACUUCACUAACUCACAUAGAACCAUAAUUUACGACAGUGGUGACAUAGCCAACAUUUCGGUAACGCAAGCAAUUAUCACAAACAUACUUUUAGAAAAAGAAAAGCGGAAGACGAUUGUCUAUGAUAAUGACGCUGGAGAGUUGUCUAUGACUCAAGCUUUACCCUCGAAUGUUUUAGCAGCGAGCAAAUGUGUUCAACAAAAUAAAACUGUUCUUUAUGAUGUUGAUAACAUUUCUAUUACCCAAGCUGUGCCUAUGAAUCUAUUGCUGCAUAAUAAAUCGACUGCUACCAGCAAAUCUGUAGGAACAUCUCAGAGUGAAUUCGACUUAUCUUUUACUCAAGCUGUUCCACAAAACAUGCUGAUUACCAAUAAAUCAAAUGAAUCUAAUAAAAGAAACACAAUCGUUUUUGAUAAAGAAAAAGCUGAUAUUUCAAUAACUCGAGUUUUGCCAUCGAAUAUACUUCUAUCUGACAUUAAUAAUGAUAAUCAUAGUUCACAACAAAAAGCAGAUGUACAAAAUCUUUCUCAAAUAAUUAAGACUUCUUAUAAUCGAGAAAUUCUCAUAGACAAGUCUGAUUCCGCACAUGUGACAUUACAAAGUAACACAACAUUAGGUGACAAGAAAGGAUCAAAAGAUUAUAAUAUGUCGGAAACUAAAAUGCUCUCGUUAAAUAUUUUAGCAGACAAUGAUACAGAAGAGAAAACUGCGGAACACAGAGUAAGUGAAGAAAGAAUGUCACGUAAGAGCGACAAAUAUAUCAGCAAUAUGUCAAUAACUGAAGCAGUACCUAAUGACAUACUAGUUGACAAUCCUGUGAUCGAAGAACAGACAUGUGACGAUGUUAAAGAUUGCGACAUAUCAAUGACACAAGCUAUUCCAUCGAAUAUUAUUUUAGAACAAAAGGAAAUUUCAGAACAUAAAGCAAUUAUUUCCACACUAACAUCUGCUGAAGCGGUGCCAAAUAAUAUAAAUACGAUCAACGCCAUGGACGAUCUUAAAAACAUCACAACUGCUGAUCUUACAAUAUAUGGAAAAAGUUUGCAGUACUCAGACAGACAAUUACAUCCAACUGUUUCUAAUGUUGUUAAAGACAUCAUAGAGGAAGUCGCUCAGAUACCUUCAGCAAGAAUGGAACAUUCCAGAAGCUAUGCUGAUAUGUCCAUGACGCAAGUAUUACAACCUGAUGAAGUAGGACAUAAGAGUGUAUCAAAAAGGGGAACCAUAGUAUUCAGCAACGAUGAAAUGGGCGACAUAUCGGUUACUCGUGCUAUUCCAACAAAUAUAUUGUUAAAUGAAAUAAAAUCCAAUAGAGAUAACACAUUAUUAAUAUUUGAAAAUGUAAAUAACUAUCCACUAUCAUCCGUAUCUGCAAGCGAAGGUAUGCUGACAAAGUCUGAAGAAAACGUGCCGUCAAAAAUAAACACGUCAUAUGCGGAUAUCCUGGCGCCAACAGACUCCACUGUGAGUCAUGGAAAUCCAAUUGAUGAUACGCACAAAAAUACAUUAGCAUUAAGAACGUUACAGCAAGCCAAGGAGGAACUACAAAAGAGUAUAGUAGAAAGCGAUAAUGCAAAUAAAGAUUUGUUACUAGACAACAUCUACAACGAUCACACAAAGCCGUUGUCCGACCACAAUGAGACUUUACUUAAUUCUAUGAAUUACAUAGAUUGUCUUGAUCAAAAAUUAGAAACACAUAGUCUCAAAUCAGCCACAGAGCACAAACAUAAAGAUGUUUUCGUAUAUCAAGCUGUAACAACACAUAAAGUUUCAAAGCACCAAGGAUUAAGAACCGAACAGGGUGAUGUCAAAAGCGAUAGAACUAUAAAUAGAUACGAAGAGAAUACGUCGAGAAAGUCAAACGCGGGUAAAGAAAGCGAAGUGAGUUUGUUAAUACACGACGUGUCAAAUUAUACAGGAGAAACUAAAAUGGCAGACGCCCAGCCAUCGGAACAAAAACAUAAAACGUCAAUACUAGCUGAACUGUUGAACAUGUCAGGCGAAUCCUUGAAUAUGUCACUUGAUGGUGUGGAUGAUAAAAAUGUAAUGGUAGGUCUAGAAUCAGAACUGGCCUUUCAAAAUUUCGCCGAAGAACAUGUAAAAGAAGAACCGAAAAUAGAGCCGGCAAAAUCUAUCGAGAGCACACCAGAGGAAUCAAAUAAUACUUCUUCUUUGAAGGAAGAUGUACCUAAGCAACCCAGUUAUAUUGCAGAUCAGAAAGAAGUUCGUAGUUGCAUUAUACAAGCAGAAAAUAUUCAUCGACCGCCAGUAAGUUUGGGUUACGAACAAGAAAAUGAACCACCGAAUAAAGAGGAGAUUGUAAGUUCUCAUUCUGACACCAAAAUUGAUGAAAAUAACGCGAAAGAACUCGAGAACGAAAACGAUGCCGAGGAUAAAUGUGUAAAAGAGGCCGAUGAUACUAAAGAACUGCUGGAAAUGUUGACGGAUUUCACAGAUAAAACUAUACCCAGCCAACAGGAGCUCGAUGCAAGUAAAUCGUCAAAAGAAAUCAUAGAUGUUCCCAUUGAAAUGCAAGAAAAAUCUGACGGAGAUACCAGUGACAGUAAAGAAAGUUGUGAUAAACUGCAGAAUGAUAUCGAAAUAAAACAGCUGCAGCCUUCGCAAGAAGCGAUGGAAGGCAUCGAAAGUGAAAACUAUUUCACUAACGAUGCAACAGUCGAGGACGCAGAUGAUGUCAUGUAUGAAGAGGUCAAUCUGCGUCGCAAGUCAGGUCACGUGAGCAGGGACGUCGUCAAGACAUUGCAAUUUGACGAAUCCAAUGAUGAAAUUAAAUGCAACUCCAAUUCAAUUCUAUUAAAAAAGACGGCUCCGGUCGAUAUCUCGAGCUCGAAAGACAGCAAAGCAAAAGUCAUUCCCACUUUCUUGAAUGAUGUUUCCGACGACCUCAAGUCUCUGAUGCAGGAUCUAGUGAAGCCAUCCGCGGAUCUGAUGCCCUACCACGUGCCCGGAGUCGACAGGUUAAAUAAGAAAUCCACUACGACCGUUAACAAAGAGUUGCAGACGAACAUAAUCACAUCCAGUCAAAUAGACAUCAUCGACAUUAAUUCCUACCCCGUAUCGGAAUCUAACAUAAUACUAACUCGCCGUCACGAGGACGACGAUGUUGAACAUACGGCUACCGACGCCGCCACUUCCGCCGACUCCGAGGUUGACUACUUUGUAGAAAGCGACAUAAAGAAACCCGGUACUAAACAGGUUUUGAUAUUUGAUCAUAAGAAUCCUUUAAAUAAUGUCAUAUUAUGUCCAUCGGGUAAGACGGAUAUACACAGAUAUUCCCCCAAAAAAUCUGACCUACAGCCGCACGGCAUAUCACCCAACAAAAACAAUCUGAAAAGUUCGCCGCGGGCCUCCUUUUUAGAGGAAACAUUAAAAGAGGAUAUGGAAAUUCAAAGAAUUUCCACUCAAUACAAUAUCGACACUAAACCUGUUCGCUUUGGUAAACAAUACAAUGGUAGAAUAUGUGAAGACUUGGAGGAACCGAUCGAAGAUAGAGAUAUUUUAUUGGCAAUGAAUAGUCGGAAAAAUAUUACAACUACCGAGGUCAAUACUUUGAUAGCCAUGAAAUGCAACAAAGACCUCCUGCAAGCGAGCUCGUCUCUGACACUAAUCGACGAGGAAACAUCUAAUGCUAAAUCUAAGUCGCCGGCCAAGUCGCCGAAAACGUCGCCCGUCAAAGUUAUAUUCAAACUGAACGAUGCAGAGGACGAAACUGUUGAAUCAAGUUUCGAGUCGAGCGACGCGGAGUCCACCAGAGCGCAGAAGAGGAACUAUAACCGUGCCAAGUACGACCAGUACAAAGUGUGCUCCGCCGACGUGACGCCCAGACCUCUCACCAAGAUGCAGAAAUUGUCCUCGAGUCCGAGAUAUACAGUCCAAAACUAUAGAACGGAAUCAAAUAAAUCUUUCGAUAAACCGUUUAAGAACGAGCCGACCAAGAGAUUUGCCAAAUCGAACCUUCUAAGUAGUACCAAACCUAAGGUGAGAACAACGACAAUAGUACAGCACGUCACGGUGUGUAAAUUGAACGCCGAAGAAAAAGAAAAACUUCUACUCCCAAGUAACGAUUUAGGAUCGAGCUCCUGCAGUACGUUGAAGACCGAGACGAUAUCGCGCAAAGAUCUGAAGGACUGCACGAGCACGGAGCUGACGUCCUUCACUAGCAGUAACGCGAUGAAAGAGAUGGAGUAUAUGCCGAGCUUGGUUACGGUGUCGGGCUCGCAGGAGACGCUCCACACCGACACCGACGACUGCAGCGACCUCAUGAGCCACAUCGAGUCGCUCUCCUUCUUGGGCAGCCGGGAGUGCGAGUGCGAGGGGUGCGAGCCGGACGCGUGGCGCUUCCUUCUGCUGCGCCGGCGGCUGCGGCUGACGGUGCGCGUCUUGCGUGACGUCACUGACCUGCCGCCUCCAGCGCCCCCAGCGCCCUCCGCACCCGUCAUCAGCAUCACCAUAGAGCCAGUGCAUCAAGAGUCUGAUGCGGUGGCGUGUGCUAGCGUGCGGUUGGCUUGCGAGGCGAUGCGGUACGAGUGCGUGCGCAGCGGCGGCGGGCGCGAGGCGGCGGAGGGCGCGGCGGAGGGUGCGGCGGGCGGCGGGCGCGGCGUGGGCGCGCUGCUGCGUCGCUGUGUGGGCGUGUCGCGCGCCGCCGCUCGCUGGGCGCGCCUGAUGGCCGACGCACGCGCCCACCUCGCCUUCUCACUGGCGCACUGCGGCAAGAUACUGCUCACUGUGGCGAACUUCCACAUGCGGCGCGUGUGGCAAGUGACGCUGCGUAUAGAGCUGGUGGUGGAGGACGCACGCGAGCUGGCGUGGCCGCGCGCCAGUCACGUGACGGUGCGCGAGGUGACGCCGGGUGCGGGGGGCGCGGGGAGCGCGGGGGGCACGCCCGCCGGCGACGACCCCGCCGUGCCCCCGCACGCGCCCGACCUGCGCCGCGUGCUGGCUCGCGUGCCCCACGACUGGGGACACGUGCCUAGGACCAUAUGGAAAAUCUUCAGACAUCUCAAAAACAAAACGGAGGAUGAUGAACUUUUCUGGCUACCUCAGAGUCGAUAACAUUUUC